Molecule: messenger RNA, 1431 nt
Organism: Aureobasidium melanogenum CBS 110374
Lineage: Eukaryota; Fungi; Ascomycota; Dothideomycetes; Dothideales; Saccotheciaceae
Product: p53-like transcription factor
Exons: 1
Biological process (GO): positive regulation of transcription by RNA polymerase II; meiotic cell cycle
Cellular component (GO): nuclear chromosome
Molecular function (GO): DNA binding; DNA-binding transcription factor activity
Source: RefSeq, a predicted model, not a curated record
UCCCUCAAGCGAAUCUCCAGCACCUUCGAUGACGCCUUUUCCGAUGCCGUUGGAGCCUUCGAUACCGUUGCCGAAACAGGAACUCAAGACGCCCAAGAUACUCAAGACGCGAAAGAGAUAGCAAUAGAGCAAGGUCACAAAUACUUGAAGUUCACUCCGCCCGUCUACGACUUUGCUCUGCUCGAUUAUAAUUUCCGCCAGGUAUCAGUAAGCUUGACCGCUGAUCUGCUGGGACUUUUCUUCACCGAGAAGUCAGCUUGGGUCAAGCCGACCGAGAACACAGAGUUGAUGUGCUACCGUCGCAAUAUCUUCCAGGUCUCGGGCAGUGUCGUGGUUCCGAGGGCCCUACGCAACAUCGUUACUGAGCAGGCGGAACAAAUCUCUAUCGUUUCUCAAGAACUAAUCAUAUCGGCAACAGAAUCUGCUGAGGGAAGUCCUACAAAGAUCAUCUGUGUUCCCUGGAAGACGCCGCCUAACGGAAACGCCGCUGUCGAGGAAAGGGCUGAGAAAGAACCUCCGUCAAUACCCUUGGAUUUAUCAAAUUCCUCAGACGCAGACUCAAAUUUCGCAACAUUUCCGUUUCAUUGGAAACGCUUGCAGUUUCGUAGCGCUACAGCCAACAACGGAAGAAGAAAAGAGCUACAACAGCAUUUCAUCGUUCAUCUCAAAGUUGUGGCCACGCUAGCAACAGGUGGCAAGGUCACAAUAUGCCAUACCAAAUCAAAUCCGAUUGUUGUGAGAGGUCGAAGUCCCAGGAACUUUCAGUCCAGGAAAGACAUUCUGCUCACCGGGAAUGGCACUCAUGCGAAGAAGCCUACUACGAGCACUCCAAAGCCACGCGCACCAUCGCAAGCAGACACUGCUCAUGCUCGGAAGCCGUCUCGCAGUAAUAUGGCCACGGUUCCCAGAAACGAAACUCCGGCUGUUGCAGCCUUCGACAAUUCCGACUUCCAGAUGCCCGCGCUUUUCAACAACACAUUUCAGCAAGGCGCAAUGACUGCGAUACCACCAACCGCAAGGAUUUCUGAACCCAAGGACUAUGCUGUCUCGACUCCUGAUCUAGUACGACAACCAUCAAAUAUGCCUGCGCCAGCGCGAGUGCCACUGAAGCUGUCCUUGACUGACGAGGAGGAACCCAAACAAUCUUCUAUGAGCCCGCCUAAAACCGGAAAUCUGGGUAAGCGUGGAGCAGCAGGUCGCGCUGCAAGUACCCCGUCUGCCCUAGCUCUACAGGUGGGAAGUAGCCCAGAUGAGAGUGCAGACUUGCUGUACGAGUACUUUCCUCUUAGUCUGGAUGACUGGCAACCACCUGUCGAUGCUGUGUACCGACCUCACGUCGUUCAUCAUAUCAAUCCUCUACCUGAGAAUAAGGCUCGUGAUCGAUUGAGUCGUCUCAAAAACAAGAGAUACUUCAGUGAGGAUGUGGGAUGA